Molecule: messenger RNA, 2538 nt
Organism: Anneissia japonica
Lineage: Eukaryota; Metazoa; Echinodermata; Crinoidea; Comatulida; Comatulidae
Product: histone-lysine N-methyltransferase SMYD3-like
Exons: 11
Coding region: 109-1533 (474 amino acids)
Cellular component (GO): nucleus
Molecular function (GO): protein binding
Source: RefSeq, a predicted model, not a curated record
UUAAUAUAACAUUGUCCCAAUGCAAUAAUAAAUUCCAUUGUGUAAAAAUUACUAUUAGAAAAUAUUGGGCGAGAAUAAUUCAAGAACCUGUCAACACUUUUUCAAAACAUGGCGGCUUCCAUGUUAGAAGUUCGAUUGAGCAAAACAACCAAAGCAAGAUGUGUUUUUGCUGCCUGUGACUUGAAGUCUGGUGAUGAAAUUCUUGUAGAAGAACCUUAUGCGAUUUCUCUGUCUACCUAUCAAGAUAGAUGUGAUUAUUGUUUUUCAGAUAGAAACAAACUCCUUCGCUGUUCCCGGUGUAAAUGCCAAAAUUACUGCAAUACAUCAUGUCAGAGAUCAGCCUGGGUUUUACAUAAAAAUGAAUGCAAGGACUUACAAAGAUUUUCACCAGGCAAACCUUCAGAGACAGUUUUACUAGUGGCACGGCUUCUACAACUAAGCAAGUAUUCAAAAGAAUCAAACAGUAGCGAUGACUUUCCUUGUAGCUUAUCAGAACUUCAGUCAAAUCAUGAACACUUCAAUGAACAAAGAAAGAAACAAUUUGUAAAACUCCUAUCGACUUUGAAGAAUUACUGCGGUGAUCAGUUGCCUAGCAAUCAAGAGCUGCUUCACCUGUUUGGUCAAGUGACUUGUAAUUCUUUCAACAUUUGUGACCCUGAAAUGCAGUCAAUUGGCGUCGGAAUCUACCUGAAAUCCUCUUUAUUAAACCACAGUUGUUCCCCAAAUUGUACUGCAAUAUUUGUUGGCACAACUAUCCACAUUCGUGCAGUAAAGGCAAUCAGCAAAGGAGAAGAGUGUUCAAUCAGCUAUAUAGAUUUGAUGAAUCCCAGUCAUAUACGACAAAGAAUGCUGCAGGAGCAAUAUUACUUCACCUGUGACUGUACCAGUUGUCAGGAAGAACUCCUUGAUGCAGAAAUGGGAAGCGUCACAUGUGAGAAUUGCUCCGGGCAGGUACUCAGGAGAGAUGACACUAGUUUUCAAGCCUGCUCUGCAUGUAAUACACAGGUAUUACCAACAAGAAUUUCUGAAGUUUUGCAUAUAGAAGAAGAAAGUAGGAGUCUCUUAGAGGAUUGUGAUAGUUUUUCAGAAAAAUUGAAGUCCAAAAGCAAGGGACAAGAGAAUUGGCAAAAUCUUUUCAAACUUUGGUCAAAGUUGUCAAUAAAACAAGCUGGUGUUCUACACAUAGAAAACGUAUAUAGGGUCCGAACUGUGGAUAAACUAUAUGAUGUUGCGGUUAAUCUACAAAAUUGGACUGAUGCUCUGUAUUUGGCCCAGAAAGUUAUACAAUCUUACAGGAAAUUGUAUCCAUCUUUCCAUCCAUUAAUUGGUGUGCAUCUUCUCCGAUUGGCCAAGCUGCAGCACUUCCUAGGCAGUUUCACUAUGGCCAUUCAAUAUCUUCAGCAGGCGAGUGACAUAAUCAAGGUAACCCAUGGCCUACAGCACGAGUUAUACAAACAACUAGAGGAAAUUCAGUCAAACUGCAUUGUAGAAGCUAGGUUUUAUUCUAGUGAUACCCAAGAUAAAGUCAAUUAGUAUGAAGCCAUAUCUUUCUCCCUUUCUUGAUAUUUUUUUAUUUUAACUUCCCUUCUUAAAGAAAUCCAUAAGUACCACCAAAAAACAAAAAUAAAUAAAAUAUUUAGUAAUAGUCUGGUGGUUCCCUUCCCUUCCAAACUCAUAAUUCUGGGCUGAAUUUCUGGCCAGCAUUCAUUUUUCUCACUCACUUAACCCUAAGCUUCAUAGUCAGGCUUAGGGAGUUAAACAGGGCUAUGUUUGAGACUGUUUUCUGUGGAAGGCGCUACAUAAAUAUACGACCAUUGACCAUAUUAAACAGGUACCCAGUAUAAAAAAAUAAAAUAUCGGCCAUUUAAGGGUCUAUACAUUAUAUUUUAAUAUCAGAUUUAUAAAAUAUUUUAGAGUAUUUUGGACAGAUAAGUAUAUCUGCUGUCUUAACCUUUAUUGCUGUAAUUUAUAUAUGAUAUAUAAAAUGCAAUUAUUUUUUAAAGAAUGUCAGUGUGUUUUUAUUUUGUAUUAUUUGGUUAAGAAAAGCAGAUUAAAUUUUUUUUAAAUGGCUGACAACAACUGAUCUCUGUUCAAUUUUGAAAAACGAUUUUUCUGUAAUUUAUAUAUGAUAUAUAAAAUGCAAUUAUUUUUUAACGAAUGUCAGUGUGUUUUUAUUUUGUAUUAUUUGGUUAAGAAAAGCAGAUUAAAUUUUUUUUAAAUGGCUGACAACAACUGAUCUCUGUUCAAUUUUGAAAAACGAUUUUUUUUUCACAAUGAAAGUGAUCUCCAUUCCAUAACCCCUAAAGUGAGACUAAUUGUGUUGGUUUUUUUUUUGUUUUUUUUUUAUGACGAUUUUUUAUAUUUUGUAUGACAAUAAAGUUGAAUCUGAAUAAAAAUGAAUGUCACUAAUUCAUUGAUUGUUGGCGUUUACGCUGUUGAAUCAUGGAGUGAUAGUUGAAUGAAAAUGGGAUUAGGUACCUUGCAACGUUUGUAGGUAAACAUUUCCGAAGUUUACUUUUAUUUAUCAGUAAAAGCAAC